AUGAAACCAGAAACUUUAGUUAUGAAAAUAAUAGAAGUAUGGAAACGAAUUCGCCGACUAAUAACUUACAACGGUAAAAAAGUGCAUAUAACCCAAAAGAUUAUCGAUAAAUACAAACAUUACAAAGUCAGAGACGAUAUAGACUUGGAAAGAAUUGAUGAGAAUUUAACUAAAAAAGGUGGAUUUUUACCUAUCUUACCUUUAAUCUUUGCUGGUUUAGCUGCAGCCGGUGCAACUGCUGGUGGAGCUGCUGGGAUAGCCAAAGCUGUCAACGAUAAGAAAGCUGAAGCCGCUGCAAACGCCGAAGCACGUAGACACAAUUUGGCAAUGGAAAGAGAAGCACGAGGAGGUUCGGGAGUAGGAGAUAUAUUAGGGACGGUUAAAGAAUUCGGACAAAGAUUUGGCGAAGAAACAAGAAAACCUUUAAAGAAGGAUUAA
Molecule: messenger RNA, 438 nt
Organism: Lottia gigantea (owl limpet)
Lineage: Eukaryota; Metazoa; Mollusca; Gastropoda; Lottiidae
Exons: 1
Coding region: 1-438 (145 amino acids)
Source: RefSeq, a predicted model, not a curated record